Messenger RNA from Sinocyclocheilus anshuiensis, 894 nucleotides. RefSeq names its product nuclear nucleic acid-binding protein C1D-like. Gene Ontology annotation, cellular component: nucleolus; exosome (RNase complex). Gene Ontology annotation, molecular function: DNA binding; RNA binding. The record is from RefSeq and is a predicted model, not a curated record. NCBI's taxonomy places the organism in Eukaryota, Metazoa, Chordata, Actinopteri, Cypriniformes, Cyprinidae. Gene Ontology annotation, biological process: maturation of 5.8S rRNA; regulation of gene expression. The transcript has 6 exons. The coding region runs from base 111 to 551 and encodes 146 amino acids.
UUUCUGUGUUCAGUGAGGGCUCACUGUCGCGUGUGGUUACAGUCACCAACGCACGUGGAAAAAGCUGGACAUACAUUGAGUCUACUUGUUAUCAUCUCUCUGUUCAUACAAUGGCUGAUGAUGGUCCAGCAGAGGCUUAUCCCACUGAAAUUGAGGAAAACCUGAAUGAUUUUGAUUCCUCUUUGAUCUCUGUCCAGAAUAUGGUCCAAACGCUUGUGUCCGUAUCCAGAAGUCACAAUCUGCUGAAACUGGAUCCUCUUGAUCGAGCUAAAUUGGAUCUGAUGUCUGCAUAUGCCCUCAACUCAAUGUUCUGGAUGUAUCUGGUGACACAAGGAGUCAAUCCGAAAGACCAUGCGAUUAAACAAGAACUGGAUAGGAUCAGGACAUACAUGAACAAAGUCAAACAGAUCACAGACAAAAGAAAAGCUGCACGUCUGGACAAAGAUGCAGCAUCGCGGUUUGUUCGGAAUGCAUUGUGGGAUGCAGAGGACAAGAAAAGAAAAGACUCAACUGAGCAUCCCCACAGAGGAAAACACAUACGGUUUUCUUGAUUGAAUUGACUGGUGAAACAUUGAAGUUUUCCUGCAGAUAUUUAGCAGACUUUGGUAUUAAGCACAACAACUAUCUGUCAUUUGCCUGGUGACGUGUUAUGAUGCUGUGUUGAGUAGCAUCAUUCUUUUCAAGAUCGUGACCAGUUUCAAACUGAAGAAGAAACCCAAUAUAAGUUACAGGUCUUUGUAUUUGUUUUAAAUUUUUUAUUGUUUUAUUCAGUUGCAUUUGAAGAGAAUGUUAUGUUUUUUCUUUUGAGUCUUGAGUAUGUUUUAUAUCGGCGGUUACAUAAUCUGAAAUGUGGACCGUUCAUAAUACCAGUCCCAUUAAAACUAGUAAAUCCUC